Messenger RNA from Schistosoma rodhaini, 4061 nucleotides. Lineage: Eukaryota; Metazoa; Platyhelminthes; Trematoda; Strigeidida; Schistosomatidae. The record is from the annotation of a GenBank genome assembly.
UGUGAUGUUUAAAUAAAUCAAUGACUUCUUCGUAUUGAUGACUGUUGUAAUUUUGAAUUCCAAAUACAAUACAUUCGUUCGGGCUCAUCUGAUACUUCUUGAUUAAAUUGCGUUAUUCCUGGAAUUACUAGUUCAUACUACAAUUCAAAUACUUUUAAUUAUCAUAUUGGCGUCGCGAUGGAGCCUGCGAUACAACAGUUGGACAUUCAUUCAACUUCUGAAGCUUGUGAGGAUUACCUUGAAAGGUUUGAGAUAUGGAGCAUGACCAAGAAAGAUAUGAAGGGUGACAAAAUUGUGGCACAUUUUCUUACAUUCAUCGGUCAAGAAGCCUACAGUUUAUUAAAAACCUUGGCAUAUCCAGAUAAGCCGAUUUCACUCCCAUAUACAACUCUCAAGGAAUUACUAUUAAACCAUGUGAAGUGCACCAGUUUUGAGUGUCGUGAGAGAGCAAAAUUUCAUAAGAUGAUUCGUCAGGAUAACCAGAAGGUUAAAGACUUCAUCCUUGAAUUGCAAAGACAAGCUGCCAAAUGCAAUUUUGGUGAUCAGCUUCAUGUACAGUUGAGAGAUCGGUUAAUUGCUGGAAUUAACAUACCAGAUCUGGAAAAGGAGCUGUUAAGAAUGCCGAACUGUUCUUUUCAAGAUGCUAGAACUGCAUGUAUUAACUACGAAGCAGUGAAUGAACUUGAUAUUCAAUCGAUGAAAAUUUCUAAUACUUUGCUUAGUCGUCAUGAUGAAUUACAAUCUCAGGGUCGAUCAAAUUUGCGUUCGUUUAAUCGUGAUUGCUAUUCCCGUGGAAAUAUGAAAGGUGGUUUAACAAGGAACUGCAAAGCAAACAACAAAGGUGAGAAUAAGUUUGGUAAAUGCUUAUCUUGUGGCAAAUUUCAUUUUCGUAAUUCAUGUGCAUUUCGUAAUGCUAAAUGUUUUAAAUGUGGCAAGAUAGGACACAUUCAGUCAGUGUGCAAAACUACUGUUCACUUUGCUUCAAGUAUUACUAAGUCUGGUAACUUAGAUCCCAAUAAUUCGGCUGUUCUUGAUGAUCAUUUAUCUUUAUCCACUACUUCAAAAGGGAAUGUUCAUAUUCAAAAGCGAUUAUAUACAUCCCUUGGUUCAUUUCAUGACUUUAUUGUGGACACAGGUAGUAUAGAGUCCAUUAUUUCAUUCAAGAACUUGAAAUCUUUAGAUCCUAAUGUUGUGGUAAAACCCACUGAGGUCUCAAUACUGGGGAUUACUGGACACAGACUACCUAUACGAGGAUGUUGUAAAUUGCUAAUAAGAGAUGAUAAUUCUUCAUACGUACCUUGUGAAUUUUUAGUUAGUGAAACAGGACUGUCCAUACUGGGUUUAAAAAAUCUGAAAAGGCUUAAAGUGGAAUUGUCUCUACUAGUUUCUACAGAGAAUUCUGAUGCUUUACUCAAGGAUUUGAUAGCUGUGUGUGCUAAGUGUAGUGGAGGUAUGAAAAUUCAGCCCAUUAAACUUCAAGUACAGGGUGAUCCGGUCUUUCUUAAAAGACGAAUAAUUCCUUAUGGUCUUCGAGAAGCAGUACAUAAGUCACUGAAUGAUUUGUGUGCGAAAGGUAUAAUUGAACCAGUUCAGUCCUCAGCAUGGGGUACUCCUAUUGUUACGCCAUUGAAAUCGGAUGGCAAGACCCCUAGAAUAUGCGGUGAUUACAGAUUGACACUGAACUCCCGUUUGUUGAAGCAAACAUGCACGACGAUGGAGGCUGAAGAUAUUCUAAAUCGGCUUCAUGGUUCUAAAGUGUUCUCGAAAGUUGACUUGAAAGAUGCUUAUCUUCAAAUCCCUUUAGACCAAUCUUCAUCUAUCUUGACAACAAUUAACACUCCUUUUGGUCUGUUCAAAUACAACUUCCUUCCAUUUGGUCUUAGUUGUUCUCCAGCCAUAUUUCAAGAGGUCAUGAAUAAGAUAGUCAGCGAUAUUGAAGGUGUUGAAGUUUAUCAAGAUGAUCUCAUUGUUCAUGGUGCUGAUAAAGUAGUCCAUGACCAGAGACUUAUUGCUUUAUUGCGUCGUUUAAUUGAGAAGAAUAUUACAGUGAAUCCAAAUAAGUGUUCAUUUAGUGUAUCUAGUUUUGAAUGCCUUGGAUACCUAGUUGAUGGUAAUGGUUUUAGACCAGAUAUGAAACGACUAGCUCCACUGACAAAUGCACCGUCUCCAAAAAACAUCACAGAAUUAAGUUCACUAGUGGGUGCUCUUCAGUACUAUUCUCGUUUUAUUCCUAAUUUUUCUUGUCGUGCCAAUUGUUUAUUUAAUAUUUUGACAUCCAAUUCAUUCAAAUGGGGUGAAGAACAAGAGUCAUGCCUACGAAGUCUGCUAAAGUUUCUUCAAAGUGAUGCUGUCCUUCGAACUUACUCACCCAGUGUACAUUCUGUUCUUAUUACUGAUGCGUCACCUGUAGGUAUUGGUGCAGUUUUGGAACAGGAAGGUAGGCCAGUUAUAUGUGUUUCACGCAAACUUUCUGUUGCUGAACAAGGUUAUUCACAAACGCAGCGAGAAGCGUUAGCUGUGUUUUGGGCUGUUAAAAGACUUCAUAAAUAUUUAUUUGGAAAGAAGUUUACCAUUGUUACUGAUCAUGAAGCCUUAAAGUUCAUUUAUCAUCCUGACAAAUCCUUAGCACGUUCCUCAGCUGCUAUGGUUCAACGAUGGAGUAUUGCUUUGAGUGCUUAUGACUAUACGAUUCAGCACAGGAGUGCAAAACAAAUUCAACACGUUGACUACAUUUCUCGACAACCAUUACAAGAUAGACCUGUUAAUACUUCAGACUGCUUGUUAGUGCAACCUUUACCGGUGAGACGUCCAGAUCUCAUUAGAGAAACUCGUAGAUACUUUGGAUGUAUACUCAGUGCUAUACGGAAGGGUUGGAAUGCUAAUCUGAAACGUAGAUUUCCUGUCUAUUAUUCAAAGCGGGACGAGUUAUCUACUACUCCUGACGGUAUUUUGUGUUUAAAUGAUCGUGUUGUUAUUCCUCCUUCAUUACGCAAACCUGUCCUUGAUGAUCUUCAUAGUGGACAUCUUGGUGUUGAGAAAAUGAAAUCCUUAGCAAGACUCACAUGUUGGUGGCCAGAGAUAAAUGCAGAUAUAUGUCGUACAGCAAACAAUUGUGAGAAAUGUCAUAAGCUAAAAAGUCUGCCUUCGAAGUGGACUCCAUGGCCAGUAUCGUCUGAGGCCUGGCAGAGAAUUCAUGCAGACUACUGUGGUCCAUUUCUUGGCAAAUACUAUGCACUUGUAAUUAUUGAUUCUUUUUCUAAGUGGCCUGAAGUUUUUUUCACAACUUCACCGAAUUCUGACUUCACAAUUCAAGCAUUAAGGAAGGUGUUUAGUCGAGAAGGAGUUCCCAUGGUGUUGGUGACUGAUAAUGGCUCUCAUUUUGCUGCAGAUGCAGUCACUAAUUGGUUAAAUGGUAUAGGGUGCAGACAUCUGUUUACGGCUCCCAGGCACCCUUGUUCCAAUGGUCAGGCAGAAAAUUUCGUAAGAACAUUGAAAAUUGCUAUUGAUUCUAUUGCUGCUUCGACAUUCAAUGAACUGGAGAGGGGAGUAGAUACAUUUCUACUUCAAUAUAGAAAUGCUAAGCAUUCUGUGACGAAAGAGACUCCAUCAAAGCUAUUAAAAGGAAGAAUUCUCCGUUCGAAUAUGAGGUGUUUGGAGUCUGCAGAAGUUACGUAUUAUCGUGGUAAUGAUCUUCGACCAGCCACGGGGAUCGUGGUGAAGAAUGUUGGAAAAUCUAUGGUGCGAAUUCUGGAUAUCAAUGACUUGACCAUACAUAACCGACACGUUGAUCAAAUACAAUACCAGAAUCCAGGUGAGUCUGUUCCAAUUUCGGUUGUUAAUUCUAAUACUAAUGAGUGCAUUCUAGAUAAUACAGAGUCUACAUCCAAUACACCGUCGGACAGAUGUAAGAUGAACUUAAGAAGAGGACGAACAAUCGAUUACAGACACUUACACUCCAAUUCGAGCUGUGGCGGAUGUGAUGUUUAAAUAAAUCAAUGACUUCUUCGUAUUGAUGACUGUUGUAAUUUUGAAUUCCAAAUACAAUACAUUCGUUCGGGCUC